AUGCACACCACGCAAAAGGACACGACCUAUACGAAGAUUUUUGUCGGGGGUCUUCCCUACCACACCACGGAUUCAAGUCUCAGGAAAUAUUUUGAGGUGUUUGGUGAGAUUGAAGAAGCGGUGGUCAUUACCGACAGACAGACCGGCAAGUCGAGGGGUUAUGGAUUCGUUACGAUGGCAGACCGCUCGGCUGCAGACCGCGCCUGUAAAGACCCCAACCCAAUCAUCGAUGGCAGGAAGGCCAACGUCAACCUGGCCUACCUGGGAGCCAAGCCUCGGGUGAUGCAGCCAGGUUUUACUUUUGGUGUUCCCCAAAUUCACCCUGCGUUCAUCCAAAGGCCUUAUGGCAUCCCGGCCCACUAUGUGUACCCUCAGGCCUUCGUGCAGCCUAGCGUGGUCAUCCCUCAUGUGCAGCCCACAGCUGCUGCACCUGCCACUGCUUCUUCCCCCUACAUCGACUACACCGGAGCAGCCUACGCGCAGUAUUCUGCAGCUGCAGCCAGUGCCGCCGCCGCUGCCGCCUAUGAGCAGUAUCCUUAUGCCGCCUCCCCUGCCGCCACAGGCUACGUGGCCACUGCCGGCUAUGGCUAUGCAGUCCAGCAGCCUUUAGCCACCGCCGCCCCGGGCUCAGCCGCCGCCGCUGCCGCAGCUUUUGGCCAGUACCAGCCCCAGCAGCUGCAAGCGGACCGCAUGCAAUAG
Molecule: messenger RNA, 699 nt
Organism: Scomber japonicus (chub mackerel)
Lineage: Eukaryota; Metazoa; Chordata; Actinopteri; Scombriformes; Scombridae
Gene: rbm24a
Product: RNA binding motif protein 24a
Exons: 4
Coding region: 1-699 (232 amino acids)
Cellular component (GO): cytosol
Molecular function (GO): mRNA 3'-UTR binding
Source: RefSeq, a predicted model, not a curated record